This is a messenger RNA of Contarinia nasturtii (swede midge), 1567 nucleotides long. RefSeq names its product L-dopachrome tautomerase yellow-f2-like. Lineage: Eukaryota; Metazoa; Arthropoda; Insecta; Diptera; Cecidomyiidae. The transcript is spliced from 4 exons. Gene Ontology annotation, cellular component: extracellular region. The coding region runs from base 189 to 1487 and encodes 432 amino acids. The record is from RefSeq and is a predicted model, not a curated record.
UCUGUAUUAUUUUAGUUCGUUCAGUGAUUACACGUCGAAACAGAAGUCUCUGGGAAUUACAUUUUAUUCACACAUUUAUAGCUGAUGUGGUCGAACGUUAUUUUAAGUAGUGUAUAAAAUCCAAACUUUUGAGGCGAUAUUUAUAAAAGAAUUAGGAAAUCACAGAUAACAUUUGCUGGUACAACAAAAUGGAAAUUUUACAAUGGGCGACUGUUUUUAUGGCCAUGUGUAUAGUACACGGGUCCAUGGUAGUACAGGAAAAAUCCAAAUUAAAAGAAAAAUUCAGUUGGAAAAAUGUGGAAUAUGACUGGCCAACUCCAUCCGCCAAAGAGGAAGCGAUUCGCACACAAAAAUACAUACCCGAAAGCAAUCUGCCCCUCGGAUUAGAUGUGUGGAAAGACAAACUAUUCAUCACUGUUCCAAGAUUUGCUGCAGGUGUCGCUUCAACGUUGAAUUAUGUUAGAAUUACAGAUAACAAUCCAGAUAACAGUCCAGUUCUGAAGCCAUAUCCAAAUUGGCAAUUUCACAAUGUUGACGUCGAUUCCAAUGGAUUUAUUGUCAAUAAUAUGUCAUUAGCAUCAGUAUUUCGUGUUCGUGUAGAUGAAUGUGAUCGUUUGUGGGUGAUGGACUCUGGCUUCAUUGAUCAUUUGGGAAUUCAAGUGAAACUUCCAACGAUAUACAUCUUCGACCUGAACACCGACCAAUUAAUAAGACAACAUCAGAUUCAACUGUCUGACAUGAAACCCGGUUCCUACUUCAUCAAUGUCGUUGUUGAUGUUCCGAAAAACCAAUGUGAUAAUGCGCAUGCGUAUGUACCGGACUUAAUAUCUGGCGUCGUAGUCUAUUCAUAUAAACUCGAUCAGUCUUGGCGCGCCGAACACAAUUUUUUCCACUUCGAUCCAUCUUAUACGGACUAUAACGUUGGAGGUGUAAAUUUCCAAUUUGUAAACGGCAUAUUCAGCUUGGCUUUGGGCAAUCCAGACAAUAUGGGCGUACGAACUGUUUACUUCCACGCAUUGUCGAGCUCGCGUGAAUUCGCCGUUCCAAACGUUGUUUUGCAAAAUCAAACGCGAGCAACGAGCACCGAAUCCUUUCAUGAUUAUUAUUUGGUCGGUGAUCGUGGUUCAAAUGGGCAAUCGACGGCAUCAUUUUUGGACGAAAAAUCGAAUGUUUUGUUCUACGCGCAAGUAAAUAAGGACGCCGUUUAUUGUUGGAAUGCUAACAAGCCAUACAAUUGGAAUACACAAGGACUUGUCGAUAUGAAUUCGGAUUCAUUGGUGUUUGUAAAUGAUUUGAAAGUCGAUAGAGAUGGAUAUUUAUGGGUUCUGUCAGACCGUUUACCAGUGUUCAUUUAUUCAAAAUUAAAUCCAAACCAAUUUAACUACCGAAUUUUAAGAGGAAAAGUCAGUGAAUUGAUUGCCGGAACAGCAUGUGAAAUCAAUAAAUAUUGUACAACUGAUGGUCUUAUAUUAUAUCCCAAUAAUUAGACUAACAUUGACCAAAAACGCAAUUAAAAACAUUUAAUAAAAAUAAAUAAAUCAGUAGCAUUGCACUGCAAUUGUGUGAA